Messenger RNA from Heterobasidion irregulare TC 32-1, 969 nucleotides. RefSeq lists its product as uncharacterized. The record is from RefSeq and is a predicted model, not a curated record. Gene Ontology annotation, cellular component: nucleus. Lineage: Eukaryota; Fungi; Basidiomycota; Agaricomycetes; Russulales; Bondarzewiaceae. The coding region runs from base 1 to 537 and encodes 178 amino acids. The transcript has a single exon.
AUGCUCGAGGAGCUCAAGGAGCCUGACGAACAAGCGUCAAACCUCCCACACUCAAGCAACUUUGCACCCCUCAAACCGCCCACUCCUGACGAGUGGAAAUCCCACCGUGGGACGAUGCGCUCCCAAUUCCCUCAAGGAUGGGCGCCUCCACGCAGGCUUUCGCGCGAUGCGAUGGAGGGCCUGCGAUCGCUACAUGCGUACGAUCCCGCCACUUUCUCGACCCCAAUCCUCGCACAAAAGUUCCACGUCAGCCCCGAGGCAGUGCGUCGGAUAUUGCGAAGUAAAUGGCAGCCCACAAAGGAUGAGCGUGCGCGCAUGGUUCAGCGGGAACAAAAAACCAGACAGGAGUGGAUCAAGCAGCGCAGGGUGGAAGAACGGAUGAGGGACAUUGCGGCCCAGCUUGAGGGGGAUCAGAGAGGAGAAUUCAAGACAGUAGGGGCUGCCGACCAACGUGAUGGGAGCCGAAGAGACUGGGAUAGGAAGAGGUCGGGGAAGGUCACAGGGAUCAAUCGCUAUGACAAGCUUUCCCUGCAGUAGCACGACCUUCAAAGUUUUGGAGAUCUGCUCUGCGGGACCGUCCAGCAGAAGCUCGGAGUUAGCGUAACAGGCGACUGUGCGAGAAUGCUUUCGUAAUGCAUCUUUCCGGCUGCAUUCGACGCUCCCGCAUAACCUAUCUGUACUGCUCAUCGCAUGUUUUGCCGUAUCGGCUUUGUCUCCUCGCCGCUCUCCGACCGCACCUACUGUAUCGCGCCGCAUCAAGGGGCUUUUCACUUCGAAGGGCGCCCUUGCAUGCGCGGAUGCCUGCGUCGACCCGGUUGUAUGACACUUGUGCAUGACGUUCCAUCGCAGUGUUCUGAUUGACCGCACCCCUUCUUCAAGACCGCUUCCCUUGUGCAUACUACAGACCCGAUGACCUUCUCUGAGUAAUCAUAGGUAUACAGAAAUUUCCACGUUCCCCAUGUUCCCCCC